Messenger RNA from Fusarium falciforme, 5052 nucleotides. Its product is annotated as Clathrin heavy chain. Gene Ontology annotation, biological process: intracellular protein transport; receptor-mediated endocytosis; Golgi to endosome transport. Bases 1 to 5052 code for a protein of 1683 amino acids. NCBI's taxonomy places the organism in Eukaryota, Fungi, Ascomycota, Sordariomycetes, Hypocreales, Nectriaceae. The record is from RefSeq and is a predicted model, not a curated record. Gene Ontology annotation, molecular function: clathrin light chain binding; structural molecule activity. Gene Ontology annotation, cellular component: clathrin coat of coated pit; actin cortical patch; clathrin complex. The transcript has 4 exons.
AUGGCGCCCCUACCCAUCAAGUUUCAGGAGCUUGUCCAGCUCGCCAACGUCGGCGUGGACACCCAGAGCAUCGGCUUCAACUCCUGCACACUCGAGUCCGACUCGUACGUCUGCGUGCGAGAAAAGAAGAGCGAGGCCGCCCAACCCGAAGUUGUUAUUAUCGAGCUCAAGAAUGGUAACAAUGUUACUCGUCGGCCGAUCAAGGCCGACAGUGCCAUCAUGCACUGGAACCGACAAGUCAUUGCCCUCAAGGCUCAGUCUAGGACACUCCAGAUCUUUGAUCUCGAGCAGAAGAAGAAGCUGAAGUCGUGUACCAUGAACGAGGAUGUUCAGUUCUGGAAGUGGAUCAGCGAGAACGAGCUUGGUCUUGUCACAACGUCCAGCGUCUACCACUGGAACGUCUAUGACGCUGGCCAGGACGCUCCCGUCAAGGUCUUUGAGCGUAAUGCCAACCUCAACGGCUGCCAGAUCAUCAACUACCGAGUCAACACUGAUGGCAAGUGGAUGGUCGUUGUUGGUAUUUCAUCGCAGCAAGGCCGCGUGGUCGGUGCCAUGCAACUCUAUUCUAAGGACCGAGGAAUCAGCCAGGCCAUCGAGGGUCAUGCUGCUGCCUUUGGCACCCUGCGAUUGGAGGGUGCUCCCCAAGACACCAAGCUUUUCAGUUUUGCUGUGCGGACAGCAACUGGCGCCAAGCUGCACAUCGUCGAGGUCGAUCACGCCGAGUCGAACCCAGUCUUCCAGAAGAAGGCUGUCGACAUGUUCUUCCCCCCGGAAGCCACCAGCGAUUUCCCCGUCGCCCUUCAGAUCUCCCAGAAGUACGGUGUCGUCUACAUGGUCACCAAGUACGGCUUCAUCCACCUUUACGACCUCGAGACCGCCUCGUGCAUCUUCAUGAACCGAAUCUCGAGCGAGACCAUCUUCACAACAUGCACCGACAACGACUCCUCGGGCAUCGUCGGUAUCAACCGAAAGGGUCAAGUCCUUUUCGUUACCAUCGACGACGCCAACGUCAUCCCUUACCUCCUCCAGAACCCUGCCAACACCGAGAUGGCCAUCAAGAUGGCCUCAAGAGCUGGCCUUCCUGGCGCUGAUAACCUCUAUGCUCGCCAGUUCGAGCAGCUCUUCAACUCUGGCAACUACCUGGAGGCUGCCAAGAUUGCUGCCAACUCUCCCCGAGGCUUCCUGCGAACCGCCGAGACGAUAGAGAAGUUCAAGCGUCUGCCUGCUCAGCCCGGUCAGAUGGCCUUCACCCUUCAAUACUUUGGAAUGCUUCUCGACAAGGGUGCCCUGAACAGACAUGAGACUAUUGAACUGGCCCAGCCUGUUCUCCAGCAGAACCGCAAGCACCUGCUUGAGAAGUGGUUGAAGGAGGGCAAGCUGGACUGCUCCGAGCAGCUCGGUGACAUGGUUCGCCCCUACGAUGUUGGCAUGGCCCUCACCAUUUACCUGAAGGCCGAUGUUCCCCAGAAGGUUGUUGCUGGUUUCGCUGAGACUGGCCAAUUCGACAAGAUUCUCCCUUACUCGGCCCAGACUGGCUACCAGCCUGAUUACAUCCAGCUCCUUCAGCACAUCACCCGUGUCAACCCCGAGAAGGGUGCCGAGUUCGCCAGCGCUUUGGCCAACAGCGAGCAAGGUCCCUUGGUCGACUUUGAGCGCGUGUGCGACAUCUUCCAGGGUCAGGGUCUGAUCCAGCAGGCCACUGCCUUCCUGCUCGAUGCUCUCAAGGAGAACAAGCCUGAGCAUGCUCGUCUCCAGACUCGCCUUCUGGAGAUGAACCUGAUGCAUGCUCCUCAGGUCGCUGAGGCCAUCCUGGGCAACGAGAUGUUCACUCAUUUCGACAAGUCCCGCAUUGCCCAGCUCUGCGAGCAGGCCAACCUCCCCCAGAAGGCCCUCGAGCUCUACGAGGACCCCGAGUCUAUUAAGCGUGUUAUUGUCAACAUUCCUGGUUCUCCCAACUUCAACCCUGAGUGGCUGACUACCUUCUUUGGCAAGCUCUCUGUUGAGCAGUCUCUGGACUGCCUCGAUGCCAUGAUGAAGAGCAACAUCCGGCAGAACCUGCAGUCUGUUGUGACCAUCGCAACUAAGUAUUCCGAUCUUCUCGGAGCCGUUCGUCUGAUCGACCUCUUUGAGAAGUACAAGACUGCUGAGGGUCUCUUCUACUAUCUGGGUAGCGUCGUGAAUCUGUCAGAAGACCCCGAUGUGCACUUCAAGUACAUCGAGGCUGCCACUAAGAUGGGCCAGUUCAACGAGGUCGAGCGGUUGUGUCGCGAUAGCAACGUGUACAACCCCGAGAAGGUGAAGAACUUCCUCAAGGAGGCUAAGCUCCCCGAGCAGCUUCCUCUGAUCAUUGUCUGCGACCGCUUCAACUUCGUCCAUGACCUGAUUCUGUACCUCUAUCAGAACCAGCAGUUCCAGGCCAUUGAGUCGUAUGUUCAGCGUGUCAACCCCAGUCGAACUCCCGAGGUUAUUGGCGGUUUGUUGGAUGUCGACUGUGACGAAAACAUUAUCAAGCAGCUGUUGACCACUGUUAAUGCCCAGUCGAUCAGCAUUGAUCAGUUGGUUUCCGAGGUCGAGACACGAAACCGACUCAAGCUUCUGUUGCCCUUCCUCGAGGCUACCCUCCAGGCUGGCAACACGCAGCAGGCCGUGUUCAACGCUCUUGCCAAGAUUUACAUCGACUCCAACAACAACCCCGAGAAGUUCCUCAAGGAGAACGACCAGUACGAUACCCUCACUGUUGGAAAGUACUGCGAGAAGCGAGACCCCAACCUGGCCUACAUUGCCUACUCUAAGGGCCAAAAUGAUCUGGAGCUCGUCAACAUCACCAACGAGAACUCCAUGUACAGGGCUCAGGCUCGAUACCUGCUUGAGCGUUCUGACAACCAGCUUUGGGGAUUUGUGUUGAGCGAGAACAACAUCCACCGCCGCUCCGUCGUUGAUCAGGUCACUGCCACGGCUGUUCCUGAGGCCAACGACCCUGCCAAGGUGUCCGUGGCUGUGUCUGCCUUCCUUGAGAACGAUCUUCCCCUCGAGCUUAUUGAGCUUCUCGAGAAGAUUGUUCUGGAGCCCUCACCUUUCAGUGACAAUGAGAACCUUCAGAACCUGCUUCUGUUUACCGCUGCCAAGGCUGACAAGGCUCGUGUCAUGGACUACAUCCACAAGCUCGACAACUACAAUGCCGACGAUAUUGCCGCUUCUUGCAUUGAGGUCGGUCUCUUCGAGGAAGCUUUCGAGAUCUACAAGAAGGCCGACAACAAGUCUGCCGCCGUCGAUGUCCUGAUUGACAACGUUGUCAGCAUUGACCGUGCCCAGGCUUAUGGUGAGGAGGUUGACCUGCCCGAGGUCUGGAGCAAGGUUGCCAAGGCCCAGCUUGAUGGUCUUCGAGUCGCCGACGGUAUUGAGUCCUACAUCAAGGCCGAGGACCCUAGGAACUACCUUGAAGUCAUUGAGAUUGCUACUCACGCUGGCAAGAACGAGGAGCUCGUCAAGUAUCUCCGCAUGACUCGCAAGACCCUCCGCGAGCCUGCCAUCGACACAGCUCUUGCUUUCUGCUAUGCCCGCCUCGACCAGCUCAGCGAGCUCGAGGAUUUCCUCCGAGGCACCAAUGUCGCCAACAUCGAGGAGUCUGGUGACAAGGCCUACGAGGAGGGUCUCUACGAGGCCUCCAAGAUCUUCUACACCAGCAUUUCCAAUUGGGCCAAGCUGGCCACCACCUUGGUCCACCUCAGUGACUACCAGGCUGCUGUCGAGUGCGCCCGCAAAGCCAACAACAUCAAGGUGUGGAAGCAGGUGCACGAGGCUUGCGUGGAGAAGAAGGAGUUCCGAUUGGCUCAGAUCUGCGGUCUCAACCUGAUCGUUGACGCUGAGCAGCUCCAGACUCUCGUUAAGGAGUACGAGCGCAACGGCUACUUCGAUGAGCUCAUCAGCCUACUCGAGCAGGGUCUUGGCCUUGAGCGUGCCCACAUGGGCAUGUUCACCGAGCUGGGUAUUGCUCUCUCCAAGUACCACCCCGACCGCCUCAUGGAGCACAUCAAGAUCUUCUGGUCUCGUAUGAACAUGCCAAAGAUGAUCAAGGCCUGUGAGGAGGCAAACCUCUGGCCUGAGCUCGUCUUCUGUUACUAUCACUACGACGAGUUCGACAACGCCGCUCUUGCUGUCAUUGAGCGGCCCGAGAACUCUUGGGACCACCAGCAGUUCAAGGAGAUCGUCGUCAAGGUUGCCAACCUGGAGAUCUACUACCGCGCUAUUAAGUUUUACGUGGAGCAGCACCCCUCUCUGCUCACUGAUCUCCUGGCCACCCUCACUCCUCGCAUCGAUGUUAACCGUGUUGUCAAGAUCUUCCAGAAGAACGAUGACCUUCCUCUCAUUAAGCCUUUCCUCCUCAACGUGCAGUCACAAAACAAGCGUGUGGUGAACGAGGCUGUCAACGACCUUCUCAUCGAGGAGGAGGAUUACAAGACUCUUCGCGACUCUGUCCAGAACUACGACAACUAUGAUGCCACUGAGCUGGCCAACCGCCUGGAGAAGCACGACCUGAUCUUCUUCCGCCAGAUCGCUGCCAGCAUCUACCGCAAGAACAAGCGCUGGGAGAAGUCGAUUGCUCUGUCCAAGCAGGACAAGCUGUACAAGGAUGCCAUCGAGACUGCUGCUCUGUCCGCCAAGAUCGAUAUUGUCAGCGACCUCGUUCAAUACUUUGUCGACAUUGGCCACCGCGAAUGCUACACUGGCAUGCUCUACGCCUGCAAUGAGCUCAUCCGACCUGACCUCGUCCUUGAGCUCUCUUGGCGCCACGGCCUCAUGGACUUCUCCAUGCCUUACAUGAUCAACCUUCUCUGUCAACAGACUAAGGAGCUCGCCACGCUCAAGGCUGACAACGAGGCCCGCAAGGCUAAGGAGAAGGAGCAGGAGAAGACGGAAGACAACACCCCCAUCCUGGGCGCUUCUCGACUCAUGAUUACUGCUGGCCCUACCGGCAUGGGCUCCAGCCCCUCGCCUGCGCCAUACGGUCAAGCCAACGGCUUCGCACCGCAGCCCACCGGCUACGGCUACUAG